AGUAUUAGCUGUAUUUGUGUACUUUUUUUGGUUUAAUAAAUAUGAGACGUUCAAUACUACUUUUGCUGGUAGUUAGCAGUGCCCCAUGUUUUGCCGGUAUAGCUGGUUAUGGGGGUUACCCAGGAGGUGUCAGCUAUGCAGCACCCCCUGUUCACGGAUUGGGUCACGGAGGUCCGAUACCUUUAGCUGUAGGCAAUGGUCAUGAAAUUGAUUAUUACGCUCAUCCAAAAUAUUCCUACAACUAUGGUGUAGCAGAUGGACUGACGGGUGAUCAAAAAUCCCAAUCCGAGAUUAGAGAUGGCGGUGUCGUCAAGGGUUCCUACUCUGUUGUAGAGCCCGAUGGUUCUGUUCGUGUAGUUGACUACUCAGCUGACGAUGUCAAUGGAUUCAAUGCUGUUGUGAAGAAAAUAGGUCCUUCGCUUCAUGCAGCACCCGCUCCAGUUGUUCCAGUUCCUCAUGCUCCUGUAUCGUACGAUUAUGGAUAUGCAGGUCAUGGAGGUGCUUAUCCUCAUGGUCACUAUUAAAUAUGUAUUUUGUUUUGUUAAUUUUAAAAAUAAACGUUUAUAUAA
This is a messenger RNA of Diabrotica balteata, 569 nucleotides long. Lineage: Eukaryota; Metazoa; Arthropoda; Insecta; Coleoptera; Chrysomelidae. The record is from the annotation of a GenBank genome assembly.